AUGAUAGAUUUUUCUAUAAAGAAAAAAAGUGCAGAUGUUACAGAUUUAAUUGGUGACAAUAAUAGUAAUAAUAAUAAUAAUAAUAAUAAUAAUAAUAAUAAUAAUAAUAAUAAUAAUAAUAAUAAUAAUAAUAAUAAUAAUAAUAAUAAUAAUAAAAAAUCAAUGAUUGAUAAAUUAAAUAUUUCAAUAAAAAAUAUUAAUAGUAUUCAACAAAAUUAUGAUGAUUAUGAUUAUGGUGAUGAAGAUAUUAUAGGUUAUUAUAAAGGUACUGAUACAAUUGAACUUAUUAAACAAUAUCAACAAUCAUUAUUAUUAUUAAAAAAUAAUAUAAAUAUCAAUAAUCAAAAUAAAUUAAAAGAAUAUAAUAAUCAAAUCAUUAAAUUCAAUAAUCAAAUAAUUGAUGAUAUUAAAAAUAAUUUAAAAUUAAUUUAUGAACUAAAUAAUAAUAAUAAUAAUAAUAAUAAUAAUUAUAAAAAUAAUAAUAAUAGUAAAUUAAAUGAAAAAUUUAAGAUUGAAAUUGAUGAAAAUAAUUAUAAAUUUAUAAAAAAAAUUGGUAUUGGAAAGUAUUAUUUAUAUUCAGAGAACAGUGAAUUACCAAAAAAUAAUGUUAAAAUUGCACUUGGAGAAGAUUGUGGUAGUUUAUUAAAACUCAAAUCAAAUGAAAAUAUAAAGGAUGUAAUAUUAUUAGAUGGAUUUAAAGAAAGUUUAGAACCAGGGGUAUUACCACUUGGUGUUGAAUAUUUAGUGAUAUGUGAUAUUAAAACACCAUUAGUAAAAGGAUCAAUACCAUCAAGUGUUGGGUGGUUACAUUUCAUGAUGGAUUUAAUCAAUCAAUUGGAGAUGCCAUUAAAGAUUGGUUCAAUUUCUAAUACUGUAAAUAGUUUGGGUUUUUGUGAUGGAUUUUCCCAAUCAUUAGAACCAGGUAUUAUUCCCUCAAGUGUCAAAUAUUUAUAUUUAAGAGAUAUCAAACAUUCAUUAGAGAUUGGAUCAAUUCCAAAAACUGUUGAUAAUCUUUGCUUAGAAGAUGGAUUUAAUCAACCAUUAUCAAUCGAAACCAUUUCUUUGAUACCUGGAGGUAUACAACAUUAA
This is a messenger RNA of Dictyostelium discoideum AX4, 1089 nucleotides long. RefSeq lists its product as hypothetical. Lineage: Eukaryota; Evosea; Eumycetozoa; Dictyosteliales; Dictyosteliaceae. The record is from RefSeq and is a predicted model, not a curated record. Bases 1 to 1089 code for a protein of 362 amino acids. The transcript is spliced from 4 exons.